AUGUCUUUUAUCAACAUUUGCCAGAGAGCAUACAUCAUCAAACUUGCACUCGUAGCUCUUAUCGUUACCCUCAGGAUCCACUCGGGCCAGGCUGUAGGCGGGAGAAGACAACAAUGUGGCUACCAUUUUUUCUUUGCCGACGCGAGGCAGAAGCGAGCUUCUUGCAUGCAGGACAACGAACAUGAUAAUCAAUGUGCGCCCGAGAGCUGUAGGAGCGAUAUUGACGGAUUCAAGUGGGACCAACUCGAAUUCUGGUUUUGCCAUCCAUUCAACGGUGAGGUAUUGCUUCGAUCCAUAAAACCAGCCCAAUAUUUUCGUCGGGAUAGCUAUGCUGAGGUUCAGGAAGCUGGUACCCCCAAUUGGUUCCGUUGUCCUUACUCGUAUGCAUCUAAUCGUCAAUUAAUGAUUUGCAACGACUGCUUGUGA
Puccinia graminis f. sp. tritici CRL 75-36-700-3 is the source of this 426-nucleotide messenger RNA. RefSeq lists its product as uncharacterized. The transcript has 5 exons. Lineage: Eukaryota; Fungi; Basidiomycota; Pucciniomycetes; Pucciniales; Pucciniaceae. The record is from RefSeq and is a predicted model, not a curated record. The coding region runs from base 1 to 426 and encodes 141 amino acids.